GUUGCGACAGACCCAGUUGAAUCGGCAACUCCCCCUAGCUAGCCAAAUUCGCCUGUUUUGCAGCACACCCAAUUAUAUUUGCGCAACAGUAUACCCAAGAAAAUUCUUAACUAGUUAUUGUUAGCCAUGUCUCAAGACGGAUUUCAACCUACACUAAUAAGGACAACGCACAAUAACAACACGAGGUCUGUCAUGCUACCAGCUAGCUAGCUACGUCGUUUGGUUUCCAUCCAUUUGAUGCUCUUUACUUGGCUAGCUAGUCAGCUAGCUUUAGUUUUGCAUUAUUGUCAAGUUAAACGUUAUUAGUCGUAUCCUAAACAUGUUAUACACCGUCCAAGGAAAUGCUUACUUGCAGGUUCCUUCUCGACAAUGCAACAACAAUAAGAAAAUAACUAUAGAAUACGAAAGUAAAUGGCGCAGUAGAAUAGAAUACACAUUUUACCCCAUAUACGGGGGGUUAUAGGACAGUAUUUAGACAUGUAUCAGAGAAAGGGGGGAUUGGGGGCAAGUGUUUAAAUUGUGCAGUAUUAGCAGUUGUAAGUAAAGAGUCUGAUAGCAGCAGUUGCGAUGUGUGUGUAGCAUGAAUGCCUAUAUGUGAGUGAGUGCAUGUGUGCUAAUGUGCGGAGAGUAAGUGCAGGUGUCAGUCCAGUUCAAGUGUAGAGCAGUUCUGAUGGCUUGUAGAUAUAAAGGGUCUCUGAGCCUGUUCUUAUCAGACCUCAUGCUCCGAUACCGUCUACCUGACGUUAAGGGAGAGAACAGCUCGUGUGUGUGGGGUCCUUAAUGGUGAAGCGGGACUUACUCAGGCACCGUUUCUGGUAGAUGUCCUGGAUGGGGUGGGAACACGGCUCCAGUGAUGUACUGGGCCGUGUUCACCCGCCGCUGGAGGGCCUUGCCGUCGUAGUGCAAACCGGUCAGGACGCUCUCGAUGAUGCUGCAGUAGUAUUUGGAGAGGACCCGGGGUGACAUGCAGAAUUUCUUCAGACACUGAGGAACUUAAAACUGCUGAGUUUCCACUGCAGUCCCGUUGAUGUGUAUCUGGGCGUGUCCCCUCUGCCUCCUGAAGUCCACAAUCAACUACAUUGCUUUGCUGAUGUUGAGGGAGAGGUUGUUGUCCUGGCACCACAAUGCCAAUUCACUUACCGCCUCCCUAUAGGCUGACUCGUCGUAGGCCUGACAACAACCGUGGUGGUGUCGUCAGCAAACAUUGUGUUAAGCACUAGUGUGGAGGAGGUGGUGUUGUCAAUUCUCCCAUCCUGUGGUCUGCCCGUCAGGAAGUCCAGGAUCCAGUUGCAGAGGGUAGUGCCAAGACCCAGGGCUCUGAUCCUGGUGACGAGCUUGGAGGGAACAAUAGUGUUCAAUACUGAACUGUAGUCAAUGAACAGCAUUCUCACAUAGGUGUACCUCUUGUCCAGGGCCCUGUUUCCCAAAAGCAUCUUAAGGUUAAGUUCUUCGUUAGAACCUUCAUAUGAGCAUCGUUAAAUCUGAGUUUUUUCCCAAAACCAUCGUUAUUAACGUUGUACUUGAAAAGGCUCGUAAUCUAACGCCUGUCUCAGACCACUUGUAGAACAGCUAAGUGCGUCGUUUGAUGUUUUUUUUUGCCCUCCUACGUCACUUAUACACAGAAGAUCUCCGCUAAACAUAGAACCACUGGUUUAUCUGUCUCUCAGUGAUGCCGAUAUUUUCAGAACAAAGUUGACUACAAAGAAAGUUGCCAAUGUCUUUGCAACUGAUACAAACAAGCAACGUUUAAAAAUAUGCUUCAAAUGAAAACCGAGAUGACUGCAUAAAAAUGUAAACAGUAGGCUAUAGGCCUAUUUCAAUCAUAUUGAAAUACAUUUAAUGUUCAAUCAAUUGAGUUCUAUUUUGCUACUUGUAGGCUACUGUCAGUACUUUGUCUCAAUAUAUUUCAUGACGUGUAGCCUAACAUGUGCGCAAUGAUGUGCCAAAUCUGUGAUUUUGUAUUGGGUAAGCAUUAGAAUAAGCCACUUCAAUAUUUGCAGCUGUAGGUGGUAAUAUCUCUCUAGGUGCUGAAACGUAGUCAGUAUUGUGCAGUGGUGUAAAAAUACUUAAGUACAACUUAAGUAGUUUUUUUGGUAUCUCUACUUGACUUUAAUAUUUCUAUUUUAGACAACUUUUACUUCACUACAUUCCUAAAGAAAAUAAUGUACUUUUUACUCCAUACAUUUUCCCUGACACCCAAAAGUACUCGUUACAUUUUCAAUGCUUAGCAGGACAAGAAAAUGGUCAAAUUCACGCACUUAUCAAGAGAACAUUCCUGGUCAUCCCUACUGCCUCUGAUCUGGUGGACUCACUAAACACACAUGCUUUGUUUGUAAAUUAUGUCUCUGUUGGAUUGUGCCUCUGGCUAACCGUGGUUCGCUUAAUAUAAGACAUUUGAAAUGAUUUAUACUUUUUACUUUUGAUACUUAAGUAUAUUUAAAACCAAAUACUUUUACUCAAGUAGUAUUUUACUGGGCGACUUUUACUUGAGUCAUUUUCUAUUAAGGUAUCUUUACUUUUACUCAAGUAUGUUACAUUUUCGGCCGUUGUAGGAAAGCUGCAUUGUUAAAACACACCAAAGCCUAAGUUCCCUCGCCAACAGGAAACCGGGCCCAGAUGUGUUAGGGCCGUGUGAAUAGCGAUGUAAAUUGCUUCUUCCAUGGAUCUGUUGGAGCGGUAGUUUGAAGGCUAUAAUUAUUAGCAAUGCCCAAUUAGCUAGCUGUACUGUACUUCUCACAACUUGGGACUGUCAUUGGUUGUCAAUAAUAUAUAACAAGAGGUCUGUCAUGCUACCAGCUAGCUACAUCCAUUUGAUGUUCGACGUUAGCUAGCACGCUAACCCUAGAUAGCUACCUGGGUAUAAUUGUUAUUAGCAAUGCCCAAUUAGCUAUACGUACUGUACUUCUCACAACUUGGACUGUCAUUGGUUGCUAAAUAAUACAACAAACACAGCUAUACCAUUGAAUCCAAUGCAGUGACACUAAUGACUGUUCAUCAUGCUUUUUACGCAGCUUGAGUAUUCAACAACCACAGGCACCGUGCCCUGGUAAAACACCCAUACAAGUUCUACAUGAAUACGGAACCAAAAUUGGAAACCCUCCCGUGUACGUGAUGGAAAAGGCUGAAGGGGAGGCGCACCAACCCAGCUUCAUCUUCAACGUUACAAUAGGAGAUAUGUCCUGCACAGGUGAGUGAGUCAUCUUGCAACGUAGAUAGCUAGCUAUGUACAUUACACUCUACUUAGCUAGAGAAUUAGGGGGGGCUUGUAUAAACAACAUGGACUUCAAAGUUAUAUUAAUGUUUGCCUCAUCCUCAAUAUGAUGUAAUUCUGUUGUUGUAUCCCAGGUCAAGGGUCCAGUAAAAAAGCUGCCAAACACCAGGCCGCUGAGUCUGUCCUGAACCUUCUGGAAAUAGACACUGGAACACUGUGAGUUAACAUGGACAAUAUCUGCCAACAAGUAGCAUUUGCAACCAUUACAGCCAGUAACAUUGUUAACUUUUUACAUCUGAUUUCCCCCCACUGCAGCCUUCACUUAAAGAAGGAAAGUAACGGCAUCCCAGAAGAGCCCAACGACCAACCCAACUCAGUGGGGAAACUGCAGGUGUCUUUGUUAUUGGCCUGUUGUAAGAGAAUAGGGCUGUGUAUUGUUGCAGGACUGUAGUCGUAGUAACACAUUUCUGUUGUCAUUGAGCACCGUCAGGGGAACAGAAGAAAAAUAGUCCUUAUGGUUAUGAAUACAGUGCCUUGCAAAAGUAUUCAUCCCCCUUGGCGUUUUUCCUAUUUUGUUGCAUUACAACCUGUAAUUUAAAUGGAUUUUUAUUUGGAUUUCAUGUAAUGGACAUACACAAAAUAGUCCAAAUUGGUGAAGUGAAAUAUUGUUAAAAAAUAUAUAUAUAUAUAAAAAAUAACGGAAAAGUGGUGCGUGCAUAUGUAUUCACCCCCUUUGCUAUGAAGCCCCUAAAUAAGAUCUGGUGCAACCAAUAACCUUCAGAAGUCACAUAAUUAGUUAAAUAAAGUCCACCUGUGUGCAAUCUAAGUGUCACAUCAAAUCAAAUCAAAUCAAAUUUUAUUGGUCACAUGCGCCGAAUACAACAGGUGCAGACAUUACAGUGAAAUGCUUACUUACAGCCCUUAACCAACAGUGCAUUUAUUUUAAACAAAAAAAGUAAGAAUAAAACAACAACAAAAAAAGUGUUGAGAAAAAAAGAGCAGAAGUAAAAUAAAGUGACAGUAGGGAGGCUAUAUAUACAGUAAAAUAAAGUGACAGUAGGGAGGCUAUAUAUACAGGGGGGUACCGUUGCAGAGUCAAUGUGCGGGGGCACCGGCUAGUUGAGGUAGUUGAGGUAAUAUGUACAUGUGGGUAAAGUUAAAGUGACUAUGCAUAAAUACUUACUUAACAGAGUAGCAGCAGCGUAAAAAGGAUGGGGUGGGGGGGCAGUGCAAAUAGUCCGGGUAGCCAUGAUUAGCUGUUCAGGAGUCUUAUGGCUUGGGGGUAGAAGCUGUUGAGAAGUCUUUUGGACCUAGACUUGGCACUCCGGUACCGCUUGCCGUGCGGUAGCAGAGAGAACAGUCUAUGACUAGGGUGGCUGGAGUCUUUGACAAUUUUGAGGGCCUUCCUCUGACACCGCCUGGUAUAGAGGUCCUGGAUGGCAGGGAGUUUUGCCCCAGUGAUGUACUGGGCCGUACGCACUACCCUCUGUAGUGCCUUGCGGUCAGAGGCCAAGCAGUUGCCAUACCAGGCGGUGAUGCAACCAGUCAGGAUGCUCUCGAUGGUGCAGCUGUAGAAUUUUUUGAGGAUCUGAGGACCCAUGCCAAAUCUUUUUAGUCUCCUGAGGGGGAAUAGGCUUUGUCGUGCCCUCUUCACGACUGUCUUGGUGUGUUUGGACCAUGAUAGUUCGUUGGUGAUGUGGACACCAAGGAACUUGAAGCUCUCAACCUGUUCCACUACAGCCCCGUCGAUGAGAAUGGGGGCGUGCUCAGUCCUCUUUUUUUUCCUGUAGUCCACAAUCAUCUCCUUUGUCUUGGUCACGUUGAGGGAGAGGUUGUUGUCCUGGCACCACACGGCCAGAUCUCUGACCUCCUCCCUAUAGGCUGUCUCAUCGUUGUCGGUGAUCAGGCCUACCACUGUUGUGUCGUCGGCAAACUUAAUGAUGGUGUUGGAGUCGUGCCUGGCCAUGCAGUCAUGGGUGAACAGAGAGUACAGGAGGGGACUGAGAACGCACCCCUGAGGGGCCCCCGUGUUGAGGAUCAGUGUGGCAGAUGUGUUGUUACCUACCCUUACCACCUGGGGGCGGCCCGUCAGGAAGUCCAGGAUCCAGUUGCAGAGGGAGGUGUUUAGUCCCAGGAUCCUUAGCUUAGUGAUGAGCUUAGAGGGCACUAUGGUGUUGAAUGCUGAGCUGUAGUCAAUGAAUAGCAUUCUCACAUGAUCUGUCACAUAAUCUCAGUAUAUAUACACACCUGUUCUGAAAGGCCCCAGAGUCUGCAACACCACUAAGCAAGGGGCACCAUCAAGCAAGCGGCACCAUGAAGACCAAGGAGCUCUCCAAACAGGUCAGGGACAAGGUUGUGAAGUACAGAUCAGGGUUGGGUUAUAAAAAAAUAUCAGAAACUUUGAACAUCCCACGGAGCACCAUUAAAUCCAUUAUUAAAAAAUGGAAUGAAUAUGGCACCACAACAAACCUGCCAAGAGAAGUCCGCCCACCAAAACUCACGGACCAGAUAAGGAGGGCAUUAAUUAGAGAGGCAACAAAGAGACCAAAGAUAACCCUGAAGGAGCUGCAAAGCUCCACAGCGGAGAUUAGAGUAUCUGUCCAUAUGACAACUUUAAGCCGUACACUCCACAGAGCUGGGCUUUACGGAAGAGUGGCCAGAAAAAAGCCAUUGCUUAAAGAAAAAAAUAAGCAAACACGUUUGGUGUUCGCCAAAAGGCAUGUGGGAAACUCCCCAAACAUAUGGAAGAAGGUACUUUUUGGCCAUCAAGGAAAACGGUAUGUCUGGCGCAAACCCAACAUCUUUCAUCACUCCAAGAACACCAUCCCCACAGUGAAGCAUGGUGGUGGCAGCAUCAUGCUGUGGAGAUGUUUUUCAUCGGCAGGGACUGGGAAACUGGUCAGAAUUGAAGGAAUGAUGGAUGGCGCUAAAUACAGGAAAAUUCUUGAGGGAAACCUGUUUCAGCCUUCCAGAGAUUUGAGACUGGGACCAGCAGGACAAUGACCCUAAGCAUACUGCUAAAGCGACACUCAAGUGGUUUAAGGGGAAACAUUUAAAUGUCUUGGAAUGGCCUAGUCAAAGCCCAGACCUCAAUCCAAUUGAGAAUGUGGUAUGACUUAAAGAUUGCUGUACACCAGCGGAACCUAUCCAACUUGAAUGAGCUGGAGCAGUUUUGCCUUGAAGAAUGGGCAAAAAUCCCAGUGGCUAGAUGUGCCAAGCUUAUAGAGACAUACCCCAAGAGACUUGCAGCUGUAAUUGCUGCAAAAGGUGGCUCUACAAAGUAUUGACUUUGGGGGGGGGGUGAAUAGUUAUGCACGAUCAAGUUCUGUUUUUUUGUCUUAUUUCUUGUUUGUUUCACAAAAACAUUCUUCUUGCAUCUUCAAAGUGGUAGGCAUGUUGUGUAAAUCAAAUGAUUCAAAACCCCCCAAAAUCAAUUUUAAUUCCAGGUUGUAAGGCAACAAAAUAGGAAAAAUGCCAAGGGGGGUGAAUACUUUUGCAAGUUUGUUUUCACCUCUUUGCUAAUAUGGAUUCCUCCACAAAGGAGCUGGCCCUGCAGCGGGGAUGGCGCCUCCCUGAAUACACUGUUUUCACAGAGGCAGGCCCACCUCACAAGAGAGAGUUCACUGUGACCUGCAGAAUGGAGUCGCUCACAGAGACUGGUAUGGUGAUUCCACUGUUAUUCUUUCUAAAUGUUUUAUCAUUGCAUUGAAAUAACAUAUUAGUUGUGUUUUUUUUUUGGAUUGGUGGAUUAUUUAAACACAUUCUACUUUCGGAAGUGUUCAUUUUAGUCAUUCAUAGUGCUGUAUGUCAUCCACAUGUAACCGAUAGCAACGGGAAAUUCCAAGAAGGUGGCUAAAAGGACAGCUGCGGAGAAGAUGUUGGCAAAACUUCAAAAUGUGUCUGGCUGUCCUGAAAUCACAUGGGUAUGUAGAAUAUUUCCUCUCUAUUUGGCCUCUUCACAAAGAAUGAUAAAAACAUAUUUAGGUACAUUUUGUCAUCUAGAAUGAAUGUAAUGUGUAUUCUUUGACCAACUCAUUCCAGAUCCCAAAGCCCGGUGUCCGAUUGGAGAACUUGCGUAACUCCUCAGCAGAGAAGAUGUCUCUCCUGAGAAGAAACCCACUCAGUAUUCCCAACACAGACUAUAUCCAGAUGAUGCUGGAGCUAUCCCAAGAGCAGGGCUUUGAAGUCACAUACUUUGACAUCGGUGAGUAGAGUUCAUCUCUUCCUUUUACUGACCGUGAAAUCACCAUAACUCUCAUAGAUGUGAACUUUGUCUGUUUUUCAAGAAUGGCUCAACGGGCCUAUUCCCAGGUGUAUUGUACAGUGUAGUGUGUCUGUGGUUCGCUUGGCAGAUGAGCUGACAGUGAACGGGCAGUACCAGUGCCUGGCAGAGCUGUCCACGUCACCCGUCACCGUAUGCCACGGCACGGGCAUCUCCUGCGGCAACGCACACAACGACGCCGCACACAGCGCUCUCCAGUACAUCAAGAUCAUGGCUUCCAUCAAAUGAACGAUCGUAGUUAAACGUCACAGAUGUUUCACCUGCAAUACAUAUUUAAAGGGUAGGAAGCAUGAGUUCUUACUCACCAAUGUAACAACACAGUGUGGUCAAAGACUUAGUAACUUGGUUGUAGUCACGAUCUGGUUACCUAGAAGUACAAACAUAGUCAUGUGUUUGGGUUAUUACAUAUUUAUUAACUUAUUUUCAGAUAACUUCUAAACUACCCACAAUGCACUAUUUUUCAACUUCAUAUGGAGGAUCUAAUCUGUGCUACCCAAGUUUGUUAGCUGCUCAGUAGCUAGCUGAAGCUGGAAAACGUUAGCCACACCUCAUGCUAUUCACAGACUUUGUGCUUGUGUUAUCUAGAGGAAACCUGUUAGCAUGGCAGGCUCUGGUGCUUUCUUGCCGUGGGCUCAAAACAAAAGAGAAAAUCAUACCUGCUUUUUGUAGUACCUCGUCUGUUAACCUUUUUGCUUUCUUAACUUUUCGGCAUGUUCUCUGUGAAGUAGGCUACGGGAGUUUUGUAACUUUUUCCACCUUGGCUUAGUGCUAGUGCGCUAGCUGACUGACAUCUGGAAUCUAUCUAUUUAGGAUUUCGGCCCGUUGAAGCGCCCACCUCCCCCUUGCUUUGGUAGCUAACUUAGCCUGCACUCUUUUAAAAGUUUUACCAUCGGAUGGGUCCCAACCAUCAAUCUGUAUGUCUCUGCUCUCUCUUUGCUUUUAAUCUGCGGUUAUGUUUUAGUUGUGUUGUGUUCUAGCUGGUCUCCAGUAGUUGGGCUCUAGCUUGCCAACCAUAACCGUGGUGGUUGGCUAUGCUGGCUAGGCUAAUAGCUAGUUGGCUAAAUAGCUAAUGUUAACUGGCUGGCUAGCUUGCUGGCUAAGAUAACUGGUUAGAUGGCGUUAUAUAUUUCCAAACGUUGGUUUACUUUAAUGUAGCUGUAAACCAGGUGUUGAUAGCAACUGGCUGACUCAUUCAGUGCUAACAUAAUGUUAGCAGGCUAGUAGGGCUAACGUUAGCAGGCUAGUUGGCUAGCAACCGUGCAAGUUAAUUUGUAACAAUGAAUUCAUAAAGUAUUUUCUUGUAAGUUGGCUGAAAAUUACAUUGAAACCAGUAGUCUGAGUGCAAACGAUUUGGCUUGAUUUGAAUUCAUAAAUGUGAAGUUAUUUCAGUUGGAGUUUACAUUAUAGGGAAUAGGCUGGCUUGCUGGGUCCUCCAUAUUACAUCACAUUUGGAAAAAACAUUUUCCGACGUGAUUAUAGUAUUGUUCGGAAUUUUAAUCAGUUUUAUGUAAUAACUCCAAAGAUAGAAAAGUGAGGUAACUUUGCAUUGGGACUUUUGAUGCGUAUAAUAAUGCAAAUCCAUAUGUUACAUGUGGUUACGUUUAUGCUACCUAUCCUUUAAGGAAUUGAGGGGGAAAAAAUGUUUUUAUUCACAACUGAAAGGUGUAGCUAGCCUCCAUCUACCAUUAUGUUUUCACUCUUUACCCCAGGGUUCACUUUGUGUGGAAUUGGUUAAUAUUGAAGGCAGUAUUAAUAGAAAUCAUGACAUUCAGACAAAUCAAUCCAGUUGUUGUUUUUUAAAACAGUGACAGUCAACACCGUUCAUCACCUGUGGUGUCUGUCAGCCAUUUUUAAGUUUCUUUAAGAAAAGGAAAGAGCAGCGCUAGACAGUGAAAGCUAAUCCUGUGGAGUUUAUGUACUAUAGAAAAACAAGGACAAGGGAAUGGACACUAGUCUUGAGAAAGGCCUUGCUGCCAAAAUGUAGACAUGUCGAAAACAGUCUCCAUCCUAUCCCAUUGUCCUUGUUUUUCAAAAGCCACUGUGAGGACACGCAAUCGUGUAUUGAAUGAUAAAUGUAAAACUAUUUGCACUGAACAAAAUUAGUGAGAGGAAACUCGUUUGGCCUCGUUUAGUCAUAAGCCUAUGAUAAAAAAUGAAUUUAUCAAUGAAUUUAAUCACAUAUUAACGUAAGUCUGCCCCUCAUUUUUGACACAGGGAUAUUUUCAAAAUAAUGAAGCAGAUUGUCAAAGGUCAGUUGGAUAAAUUAAGUAACAAACAAAAUAUUCAGUACACAUUGGUAUUCUGUUUGAUAUACUAAAUGAUAUCUGCUUUAUUUAAUUGGUUAUAAUUUCUCUUUGCCAAGUCAAGAUUCAAUUACAUUACUGUGAAAUACUUUUCCAUUGCAAUAUUUCCUUUUCCAUAGCGUAUAUUAAUAACAUAGUCCAUUAUAACUUUUAGUUUGAUUUUAAAGUGAAGUUUUUGAGCUUUGGUUAACACCAUUAUAUUACUGUUUCUUUGAUAUUGCGUUUUAUUCCGUCAUACAGAGGACUCUUGUUUUGUGUAACUACCACAUGUAUUAACAGAGAGCAAGACCAACAGCAAGUUUAGUGUCAAAACAAAAACUGCUCCAAUUAGAAAAUGUUAUUUAGCUUGAAUUGUGCUCACAUUAUAUGACAGGAUAGAAAACUACAUGUCUAGAUUAUGAAAACAUGUAUAUUUUGUAAGUUAAUAGUAGCAAGAUGGCAUACUCAGAAACAUCGGGACACUCCUGAUUUAGACUUCAAGACCAAGACUGCCAUGAUUGUCUCUUCAUGCUACAAAGAGCCAAUAAUUGCAAUCUUGGUAGCUUUGAUGUUGAUGACUAAGAAGGUAAUCGCCCUGUUGUGAUUGGUGAUGUCAUCUUGCUCAGUCUACCUGUAAUGUAGCCUAGUUAUGUCAGCUGUGUAUGAUGUCAUGCUGCUGUGUAUAUGUGUGUUUGAAGGCUUUGAGUUUGUGUCUGUGCUGGCCUUCACACUGAGUGCAGUGAAAUGUUAUGGGUCUACUACUGCUAAUGAUUGGAUGAUUUUUACAACCGGAUUCCACCUUAUCCUGAGUUUCUGUCACAAAGCCUAGAUUGGGCGGUUUAAUCACAUUUUGGUUUCCUUUAACAAGGUGUGUAUUGUAAUGUUUUGGUGGACUCAUCCCAAGCGUGUGCUGUGUACCUGAACAUAUUAAUACACAAUUAUUAGAUGUGAAGUGGGACAGACAUGUUCAAUAAAUCUACUCGACAUUGGCCUCAUCCUAAGUUUAUUGUCCCUUUUUUAACAUUCAUGAAAAAUGUAGUUUUUUUCCCCUGACCAACAGGUAACUGCCAAAAUAAAGGAAACACCAACAUAAAGUGUUGGCCGCCACGAGCCAGAACGGCUUCAAUGCACCUUGGCAUAGAUUCUACAAUUAUCCGUUAGAGGGAUGCGACACCAUUCUUCCACGAGAAAUUCCAUCAUUCUGAGUUUUGUUGAUGGUGGUGGAAAACACUGUCUCUGGUGCCGCUCCAGAAUUUCCCAUAAGUGUUCAGGCGGCCAUGGCAUAUGGCUUACAUUGUUUUCAUGCUCAUCAAACUAUUCAGUGACCACUCGUGCCCUGUGGAUGGGAGCAUUGUCAAUCCUAUAGCGGCAUAGCCAUGGUAGCCAAAAUAAUGGCCAAAAUGAUGCUGUAUCGCAUUAGUGGAAACCGUGACUCUAACCCUUUUCUUAACCUUAACCUAAUUCUCCUAACCUGCUGCGAAAAGCCUCUCCUACUAGUCAAAACCGGCAGACCCACCCUGAGAACAGUCUUGGUUUCCACUAAUGUGAUGCAAUGGCCUGCCCAAUAUUUUUUAUACAUGACCCUAAGCAUGAUGGGAUGUUAAUUGCUUAAUUAACUCAGGAAGAACAACCCAAUAUACUUUGUAUCCCUCAUUUACGGGCGGCAGGUAGCUUAGUGGUUAAGAGCAUUGUGCCAGUAACCGAAAGGUCGCUGGUUCUAAUCCCCGAGCCAACUAGGUGAAAAAUCUGUCAAUGUGCCCUUGAGCAAGGCACUUAACCCUAAUUGCUCCUGUAAGUCGCUCUGGAUAAGAGCGUCUGCUAAAUGACAAAAUAAAAAAAAUAAAAAUGUACUCAAGUGUUUCCAUAAUUGUAUCAGUUACCUGUAUAUAGACAGUAGGCUGAUUGUAGAGGAGUGAACAUGAAAUCUUCAUUUUGUUUUAUGUGACUGUAGUAAUUCAGUCCUAUCUACAGUCUCUGGGUCAACAUGGCAGCAGCAGCACUGACUAAAAUAAAUAAAUAUAUAUAUAUAUAUAUAUAUAUAUAUAUAUAUAUAUAUACUGAGCAAAAAUAUAAACGCAACAUGUAAAGUGUUGGUCCCAUGUUUCAUGAACUGAAAUAAAUGAUCCCAGAAAUGUUCCAUACGCACAAAAAGAUGUGUUGUGCUGGGGACAAUAAAAGGCCACUUUAAAAUGUGCAGUUUUGUCACACACAAUGCCACAGAUGUCUCAAAUUUUGAGGGCACGUGAAAUUGGCAUGCUGACUGCAGGAAUGUCCACCAGAACUGUUGCCAGAUAAUUAACUGUUCAUUUAUCUACCAUAAGCUGCCUCCAAUGUCGUUUUAGAGAAUUUGGCAGUACGUCCAACCGGCCUCAUAACCGCAGACCACAUGUAACCACGCCAGCCCAGGACCUCCACAUCUGGCUUCUUCACCUGCGGGAUCGUCUGAGACCAGCCAGCCGGACAGCUGAUUAAACUGUGGGUUUGCACAACCGAAUAAUUUCAGCACAAACUGUCAGAAACCGUCUCGGGGAAGCUCAUUUGCGUGUUCAUCGUCCUUACCAGGGUCUUGAACUGACUGCAGCUCGGCGUCGUAGCCGACAUCAGUGGGCAAAUGCUCACCUUCCAUGGCCACUGGCAAGCUGGAGAAGUGUACUCUUCACAGAUUAAUCCCGGUUUCAACUGUACCGGGCAGAUAGCAGACUGCAUAGCAUGUAUGGCGUUGUGUGGACGAGCGGUUUGUGCCGAUGUCAAUGUUGUGAACAGAGUGCACCAUGGUAGCGGUGAGGUUAUGGUAUGGGCAGGUAUAAGCUACAGACAACGAACACAAUUUCAUUUUAUCGAUGGCAAUUUGAAUGCACAGAGAUACCGUGAUGAGAUCCUGAGGCCCAUUGUCUUGCCAUUCAUCCGCCGCCAUCACCUCAUGUUUCAGCAUGAUCUGUACACAAUUCCUGGAAGCUGAAAAUGUCCCAGUUCUUCCAUGGCCUGCAUACUCACCAGAUAUGUCACCCAUUGAGCAUGUUUGGGAUGCUCUGGAUUGAAGUUUACGACAGCGUGUUCCAGUUCCCGCCAAUAUCCAGCAACUUCGCACAGCCAUUGAAGAGGUGUAGGACAACAUUCCACAGGCCACAAUCAACAGCCUGAUCAACUCUAUGUGAAGGAGAUGUGUCACGGUGCAUGAGGCAAAUGGUGGUCACACCAGAUACUGACUGGUUUUAUGAUCCAGGCCCCUGACCAAUAGAUGCAUAUCUGUAUUCCCAGUCAUGUGAAAUCCAUAGAUUAGAGCCUAAUGAAUUUAUUUAAAUUGACUGAUUUCCAUAUAUGAACUAACUCAGUAAAAUCUUUGAAAUUGUUGCAUAUUGCGUUUAUAUUUUUGUUCUGUGUAAAUAGCCCACAACAAAUUCUAGCAAUCCUGUACAAGAAUUCCUUCACUUGUUUUUGAUUGUGUUAUUCUUUAUUUGACCUUGGAACAUGUUUUAAAACCCCAGUGUAAUGCAAAUGACAUUUAAAUAUGAAUAAUUGUUCAUAUUUAGACAAUUAUUUGUCAUAUAUGAAUUAAUAAUACAAGUUGACGCUUUUUUACUAUUAUGUGAGACUUUUAUUUAGAAAGAUUCCUAAAUUCCGUGACAGGUAAGUGAUUGGUUAGUGUUGCUGACAAGACGCCAGUUGAAAUCGGCAACUCCCCCCUAGCUAGCCAAAUUCGCCUGUUUUGCAGCACACCAAUUAUAUUUGCGCAACAGUAUACCCAAGAAACUUCUUAACUAGUUAUUGUUAGCCAUGUCUCAAGACGGAUUUCAACCUACACUAAUAAGGACAACGCACAAUAACAACACGAGGUCUGUCAUGCUACCAGCUAGCUAGCUACGUCGGUUUGGUUUCCAUCCAUUUGAUGCUCUUUACUUGGCUAGCUAGUCAGCUAGCUUUAGUUUGCAUUAUUGUCAAGUUAAACGUUAUUAGUCGUAUCCUAAACAUGUUAUACACCGUCCAAGGAAAUGCUUACUUGCAGGUUCCUUCUCGACAAUGCAACAACAAUAAGAAAUAACUAUAGAAUACGAAAGUAAAUGGCGCAGUAGAAUAGAAUACACAUUUUACCCCAUAUACGGGGGGUUAUAGGACAGUAUUUAGACAUGUAUCAGAGAAAGGGGGGAUUGGGGGCAAGUGUUUAAAUUGUGCAGUAUUAGCAGUAGUAAGUAAAGAGUCUGAUAGCAGCAGUUGCGAUGUGUGUGUAGCAUGAAUGCCUAUAUGUGAGUGAGUGCAUGUGUGCUAAUGUGCGGAGAGUAAGUGCAGGUGUCAGUCCAGUUCAAGUGUAGAGCAGUCUGAUGGCUUGUAGAUAUAAACGGUCUCUGAGCCUGUUCUUAUCAGACCUCAUGCUCCGAUACCGUCUACCUGACGUUAAGGGAGUAAACAGCUCGUGUGUGUGGGGUCCUUAAUGGUGAAGCGGGACUUACUCAGGCACCGUUUCUGGUAGAUGUCCUGGAUGGGGUGGGAACACGGCUCCAGUGAUGUACUGGGCCGUGUUCACCCGCCGCUGGAGGGCCUUGCCGUCGUAGUGCAACCGGUCAGGACGCUCUCGAUGAUGCUGCAGUAGUAUUUGGAGAGGACCCGGGGUGACAUGCAGAAUUUCUUCAGACACUGAGGAACUUAAAACUGCUGAGUUUCCACUGCAGUCCCGUUGAUGUGUAUCUGGGCGUGUCCCCUCUGCCUCCUGAAGUCCACAAUCAACUACAUUGCUUUGCUGAUGUUGAGGGAGAGGUUGUUGUCCUGGCACCACAAUGCCAAUUCACUUACCGCCUCCCUAUAGGCUGACUCGUCGUAGGCCUGACAACAACCGUGGUGGUGUCGUCAGCAAACAUUGUGUUAAGCACUAGUGUGGAGGAGGUGGUGUUGUCAAUUCUCCCAUCCUGUGGUCUGCCCGUCAGGAAGUCCAGGAUCCAGUUGCAGAGGGUAGUGCCAAGACCCAGGGCUCUGAUCCUGGUGACGAGCUUGGAGGGAACAAUAGUGUUCAAUACUGAACUGUAGUCAAUGAACAGCAUUCUCACAUAGGUGUACCUCUUGUCCAGGGCCCUGUUUCCCAAAAGCAUCUUAAGGUUAAGUUCUUCGUUAGAACCUUCAUAUGAGCAUCGUUAAAUCUGAGUUUUUUCCCAAAACCAUCGUUAUUAACGUUGUACUUGAAAAGGCUCGUAAUCUAACGCCUGUCUCAGACCACUUGUAGAACAGCUAAGUGCGUCGUUUGAUGUUUUUUUUUUGCCCUCCUACGUCACUUAUACACAGAAGAUCUCCGCUAAACAUAGAACCACUGGUUUAUCUGUCUCUCAGUGAUGCCGAUAUUUUCAGAACAAAGUUGACUACAAAGAAAGUUGCCAAUGUCUUUGCAACUGAUACAAACAAGCAACGUUUAAAAAUAUGCUUCAAAUGAAAACCGAGAUGACUGCAUAAAAAUGUAAACAGUAGGCUAUAGGCCUAUUUCAAUCAUAUUGAAAUACAUUUAAUGUUCAAUCAAUUGAGUUCUAUUUUGCUACUUGUAGGCUACUGUCAGUACUUUGUCUCAAUAUAUUUCAUGACGUGUAGCCUAACAUGUGCGCAAUGAUGUGCCAAAUCUGUGAUUUUGUAUUGGGUAAGCAUUAGAAUAAGCCACUUCAAUAUUUGCAGCUGUAGGUGGUAAUAUCUCUCUAGGUGCUGAAACGUAGUCAGUAUUGUGCAGUGGUGUAAAAAUACUUAAGUACAACUUAAGUAGUUUUUUUGGUAUCUCUACUUGACUUUAAUAUUUCUAUUUUAGACAACUUUUACUUCACUACAUUCCUAAAGAAAAUAAUGUACUUUUUACUCCAUACAUUUUCCCUGACACCCAAAAGUACUCGUUACAUUUUCAAUGCUUAGCAGGACAAGAAAAUGGUCAAAUUCACGCACUUAUCAAGAGAACAUUCCUGGUCAUCCCUACUGCCUCUGAUCUGGUGGACUCACUAAACACACAUGCUUUGUUUGUAAAUUAUGUCUCUGUUGGAUUGUGCCUCUGGCUAACCGUGGUUCGCUUAAUAUAAGACAUUUGAAAUGAUUUAUACUUUUUACUUUUGAUACUUAAGUAUAUUUAAAACCAAAUACUUUUACUCAAGUAGUAUUUUACUGGGCGACUUUUACUUGAGUCAUUUUCUAUUAAGGUAUCUUUACUUUUACUCAAGUAUGUUACAUUUUCGGCCGUUGUAGGAAAGCUGCAUUGUUAAAACACACCAAAGCCUAAGUUCCCUCGCCAACAGGAAACCGGGCCCAGAUGUGUUAGGGCCGUGUGAAUAGCGAUGUAAAUUGCUUCUUCCAUGGAUCUGUUGGAGCGGUAGUUUGAAGGCUAUAAUUAUUAGCAAUGCCCAAUUAGCUAGCUGUACUGUACUUCUCACAACUUGGGACUGUCAUUGGUUGUCAAUAAUAUAUAACAAGAGGUCUGUCAUGCUACCAGCUAGCUACAUCCAUUUGAUGUUCGACGUUAGCUAGCACGCUAACCCUAGAUAGCUACCUGGGUAUAAUUGUUAUUAGCAAUGCCCAAUUAGCUAUACGUACUGUACUUCUCACAACUUGGACUGUCAUUGGUUGCUAAAUAAUACAACAAACACAGCUAUACCAUUGAAUCCAAUGCAGUGACACUAAUGACUGUUCAUCAUGCUUUUUACGCAGCUUGAGUAUUCAACAACCACAGGCACCGUGCCCUGGUAAAACACCCAUACAAGUUCUACAUGAAUACGGAACCAAAAUUGGAAACCCUCCCGUGUACGUGAUGGAAAAGGCUGAAGGGGAGGCGCACCAACCCAGCUUCAUCUUCAACGUUACAAUAGGAGAUAUGUCCUGCACAGGUGAGUGAGUCAUCUUGCAACGUAGAUAGCUAGCUAUGUACAUUACACUCUACUUAGCUAGAGAAUUAGGGGGGGCUUGUAUAAACAACAUGGACUUCAAAGUUAUAUUAAUGUUUGCCUCAUCCUCAAUAUGAUGUAAUUCUGUUGUUGUAUCCCAGGUCAAGGGUCCAGUAAAAAAGCUGCCAAACACCAGGCCGCUGAGUCUGUCCUGAACCUUCUGGAAAUAGACACUGGAACACUGUGAGUUAACAUGGACAAUAUCUGCCAACAAGUAGCAUUUGCAACCAUUACAGCCAGUAACAUUGUUAACUUUUUACAUCUGAUUUCCCCCCACUGCAGCCUUCACUUAAAGAAGGAAAGUAACGGCAUCCCAGAAGAGCCCAACGACCAACCCAACUCAGUGGGGAAACUGCAGGUGUCUUUGUUAUUGGCCUGUUGUAAGAGAAUAGGGCUGUGUAUUGUUGCAGGACUGUAGUCGUAGUAACACAUUUCUGUUGUCAUUGAGCACCGUCAGGGGAACAGAAGAAAAAUAGUCCUUAUGGUUAUGAAUACAGUGCCUUGCAAAAGUAUUCAUCCCCCUUGGCGUUUUUCCUAUUUUGUUGCAUUACAACCUGUAAUUUAAAUGGAUUUUUAUUUGGAUUUCAUGUAAUGGACAUACACAAAAUAGUCCAAAUUGGUGAAGUGAAAUAUUGUUUAAAAAAAUAUAUAUAUACAAAAUAACGGAAAAGUGGUGCGUGCAUAUGUAUUCACCCCCUUUGCUAUGAAGCCCCUAAAUAAGAUCUGGUGCAACCAAUUACCUUCAGAAGUCACAUAAUUAGUGAAAUAAAGUCCACCUGUGUGCAAUCUAAGUGUCACAUGAUCUGUCACAUAAUCUCAGUAUAUAUACACACCUGUUCUGAAAGGCCCCGGAGUCUGCAACACCACUAAGCAAGGGGCACCAUCAAGCAAGCGGCACCAUGAAGACCAAGGAGCUCUCCAAACAGGUCAGGGACAAGGUUGUGGAGAAGUACAGAUCAGGGUUGGGUUAUAAAAAAAUAUCAGAAACUUUGAACAUCCCACGGAGCACCAUUAAAUCCAUUAUUAAAAAAUGGAAUGAAUAUGGCACCACAACAAACCUGCCAAGAGAAGUCUGCCCACCAAAACUCACAGACCAGAUAAGGAGGGCAUUAAUCAGAGAGGCAACAAAGAGACCAAAGAUAACCCUGAAGGAGCUGCAAAGCUCCACAGCGGAGAUUAGAGUAUCUGUCCAUAUGACAACUUUAAGCCGUACACUCCACAGAGCUGGGCUUUACGGAAGAGUGGCCAGAAAAAAGCCAUUGCUUGAAGAAAAAAAUAAGCAAACACGUUUGGUGUUCGCCAAAACGCAUGUGGGAAACUCCCCAAACAUAUGGAAGAAGGUACUCUGGUCAGAUGAGACUAAAAUUGAGCUUUUUGGCCAUCAAGGAAAACGCUAUGUCUGGCGCAAACCCAAAACCUCUAAACACUCCGAGAACACCAUCCCCACAGUGAAGCAUGGUGGUGGCAGCAUCAUGCUGUGGGGAUGUUUUUCCAUCGGCAGGGACUGGGAAACUGGUCAGAAUUGAAGGAAUGAUGGAUGGCGCUAAAUACAGGAAAAUUCUUGAGGGAAACCUGUUUCAGCCUUCCAGAGAUUUGAGACUGGGACCAGCAGGACAAUGACCCUAAGCAUACUGCUAAAGCGGCUCUCAAGUGGUUUAAGGGGAAACAUUUAAAUGUCUUGGAAUGGCCUAGUCAAAGCCCAGACCUCAAUCCAAUUGAGAAUGUGGUAUGACUUAAAGAUUGCUGUACACCAGCGGAACCUAUCCAACUUGAAUGAGCUGGAGCAGUUUUGCCUUGAAGAAUGGGCAAAAAUCCCAGUGGCUAGAUGUGCCAAGCUUAUAGACACAUACCCCAAGAGACUUGCAGCUGUAAUUGCUGCAAAAGGUGGCUCUACAAAGUAUUGACUUUGGGGGGGUAAAUAGUUAUGCACGAUCUUCAGUUUUUUUGUCUUAUUUCUUGUUUGUUUCACAAAAACAUUCUUCUUGCAUCUUCAAAGUGGUAGGCAUGUUGUGUAAAUCAAAUGAUUCAAAACCCCCCAAAAUCAAUUUUAAUUCCAGGUUGUAAGGCAACAAAAUAGGAAAAAUGCCAAGGGGGGUGUAUACUUUUGCAAGCUUGUUUUAAUCUCUUUGCUAAUAUGGAUUCCUCCACAAAGGAGCUGGCCCUGCAGCGGGGAUGGCGCCUCCCUGAAUACACUGUUUUCACAGAGGCAGGCCCACCUCACAAGAGAGAGUUCACUGUGACCUGCAGAAUGGAGUCGCUCACAGAGACUGGUAUGGUGAUUCCACUGUUAUUCUUUCUAAAUGUUUUAUCAUUGCAUUGAAAUAACAUAUUAGUUGUGUUUUUUUUUUGGAUUGGUGGAUUAUUUAAACACAUUCUACUUUCGGAAGUGUUCAUUUUAGUCAUUCAUAGUGCUGUAUGUCAUCCACAUGUAACCGAUAGCAACGGGAAAUUCCAAGAAGGUGGCUAAAAGGACAGCUGCGGAGAAGAUGUUGGCAAAACUUCAAAAUGUGUCUGGCUGUCCUGAAAUCACAUGGGUAUGUAGAAUAUUUCCUCUCUAUUUGGCCUCUUCACAAAGAAUGAUAAAAACAUAUUUAGGUACAUUUUGUCAUCUAGAAUGAAUGUAAUGUGUAUUCUUUGACCAACUCAUUCCAGAUCCCAAAGCCCGGUGUCCGAUUGGAGAACUUGCGUAACUCCUCAGCAGAGAAGAUGUCUCUCCUGAGAAGGAACCCACUCAGUAUUCCCAACACAGACUACAUCCAGAUGAUGCUGGAGCUAUCCCAAGAGCAGGGCUUUGAAGUCACAUACUUUGACAUCGGUGAGUAGUUCAUCUCUUCCUUUUACUGACAGUGAAAUCACCAUAACUCUCAUAGAUGUGAACUUUGUCUGUUUUUCAAGAAUGGCUCAACGGGCCUAUUCCCAGGUGUAUUGUACAGUGUAGUGUGUCUGUGGUUUGCUUGGCAGAUGAGCUGACAGUGAACGGGCAGUACCAGUGCCUGGCAGAGCUGUCCACGUCACCCGUCACCGUAUGCCACGGCACGGGCAUCUCCUGCGGCAACGCACACAACGACGCCGCACACAGCGCUCUCCAGUACAUCAAGAUCAUGGCUUCCAUCAAAUGA
Molecule: messenger RNA, 19784 nt
Organism: Coregonus sp. 'balchen'
Lineage: Eukaryota; Metazoa; Chordata; Actinopteri; Salmoniformes; Salmonidae
Source: the annotation of a GenBank genome assembly